GAGGACAUUCCAGUGAUGUAAUAGAUCUGACAAAUAGCACCAUGGGAAAUCUGGGUAGAUAUAACAGUGUGCCAAGAGAGAACCAGAACACUUGCUGACUUGAACAGAGACAGAGGCAGAGGGCUGAAUGCAAAAAUGCUGAGAUAUCAGUGUGUAGUCAUGGCCCUGGUCCUAUAUUUAAAAGGCUCCCUUUCCCAACUCAGUGUAUGUGGUCGUGCACAUUUUAACAGCCGUAUUAUGGGUGGAGAGAAUGCUUCAGAAGGGGCGUGGCCAUGGCAGGUUACUUUACAGAGCCAUGGUAAACAGGACGGCCAUUUCUGUGGAGGAUCCCUCGUCAACAAAGACUGGGUUCUAACAGCAGCCAGCUGUUUCUCCAGGGAAAGAAAGUCUGCUGUGACUGUGUAUUUGGGGAAACAGACUUUCAACGGCUUCAAUCCCAAUCAGAUGAUCAGAUAUGUUAAGGAGGUGAUCCUUCACCCCAACUACAACAGCACAACCAAAAACAAUGACAUUGCACUUCUGCGUCUGCACAGUUCUGUCACCUUCUCAGACUACGUCAGACCAGUGUGCCUGGCUGGACAAGGCAGCCUUUUCCCUGAUGAUGCUAUGAGCUGGAUCACAGGCUGGGGAAACAUGAACUCUACAGUGCCUUUGCCUGGUGUGCUGCAGGAGGCAAUGGUGCCCAUUGCUAAUGCUUAUCUUUGUGAUUAUCUACUGAAUCCUGGAUCCAUUACCACAAACAUGAUCUGUGCUGGUUAUAUAAAUGGAGGCCCAGGGAUCUGCCAGGGGGACUUUGGUGGUCCAUUGGUGACGAAGCUCGGUGCAGCCUGGAUUCAGGCAGGUAUCAUGAGCUGGAGUAAGGGCUGUGCACAGCACAACUCACCUGGUGUGUAUACUCUGGUGUCCCAGUACCAGAUCUGGAUAUCCAGCAUAAUCAAAUCAGACCUUCCUGGAUUUGUCAGGUACCAAUACAGUGGGACGACCGGUGACAGUACUGAUGGAUAACAACAUUUAUUAGUUUACAUGAGAUUGUUUUACUGCACAUGUCUAUAUUUAUUUAUUUUUUUACUGGAGAUGAAGAGAACAGUUUUGAUAUAUAGCUUUUAUCGUAAAGCAGUACUGUAAUUAUGAUAUAAUCCAUUUAUUUUGCAUAAUUAAAUUGUAGACAAAUGAAUUAAUGUCUAGUUGCCAAGUAUUUAUUUCAGUUGUGGACUAUUUGUGAACAAUUUGGGAUAAAUUACAUUUUACCUCAAGCAGGUAUAUUAAUAAAGCUUUUUACUGAAAUAAACGUUUUUUU
Messenger RNA from Ictalurus punctatus (channel catfish), 1297 nucleotides. Its product is annotated as serine protease 27. Gene Ontology annotation, molecular function: serine-type endopeptidase activity. The record is from RefSeq and is a predicted model, not a curated record. The coding region runs from base 136 to 1005 and encodes 289 amino acids. Gene Ontology annotation, biological process: proteolysis. The transcript is spliced from 7 exons. NCBI's taxonomy places the organism in Eukaryota, Metazoa, Chordata, Actinopteri, Siluriformes, Ictaluridae.